Pelobates cultripes (western spadefoot toad) is the source of this 407-nucleotide messenger RNA. The record is from the annotation of a GenBank genome assembly. NCBI's taxonomy places the organism in Eukaryota, Metazoa, Chordata, Amphibia, Anura, Pelobatidae.
AUGGGGAAAAGUAAGAAGCUUAAGACUCACCCAGAGGACGGGUCCCGGAAAAUCGGCGACCUAUUCCUAUCAAGGCCUAAACCUAAAAUGGCAGCGACCCCAGAUCCCCAGAGCUCGUCCUCGGAGGAGGAAGAGAUGGAUGCGCCUGACCCUAUACCAAAUGCUGCUGAUCCGCUCCUGACCCUGCCAGUCGGAGACUUGAGAGCUCUGGCAACCAAAGGGGAUAUAUUGAACAUCACACAGAACCUACGCACCUUGUUCCGCACAGAUAUAGUGGUACUGAAUGAAGAGAUGACCGCUGUCACAGAUAGGGUACGGGCCACUGAGGAAGACGUUACCUCCAUGGCACAGCGCCAUCAAGCAACAGAGGAGAAGCUCCGACUCCUCCAGAUCUCCCACCACACAUU